AUGGUUAUGAGCUUUAGGGUAUCAGAAUUACAAGUUCUCUUGGGCUUUGCUGGAAGGAACAAAAGUGGAAGGAAGCACGAACUUCUGACCAAGGCGUUGCAGCUGCUGAAGUCUGGCUGCAGCCCGGCUGUCCAGAUGAAGAUUAAAGAACUGUACCGGCGGAGGUUCCCGAGAAAGAUCUUAACCCCUUCGGACUUGUCGAUGCUCCACAUCCAGGCGGGACAGCUGCCCUCGGGCACGGCGCUGACGCCAGGCACGGUGUGUCACCUGCCCUACGAGCACGUUAAUGAUGAUUUAAUUUGUCUUAAAUUCUCUUCUUCAGCCUCAACGAACAGCCAGCGGUUCGAAGAAGCUCACUUCACCUUUGCUCUGACUCCCCAGUCCCUCUCCGCAGAGCUGCUCUCCAGCAGAGACAUCUUACCAGGCGCCAAAUGCGAUUACACCGUGCAGGUGCAGCUAAGGUUUUGCUUGUGUGAAACCAGCUGUCCCCAGGAAGAUUACUUCCCUCCUAAUUUAUUUGUCAAGGUCAAUGGAAAGCUCUGUCCCCUGCCUGGUUAUCUCCCGCCCAUGAAAAACGGCGCAGAGCCGAAACGACCCAGCCGCCCCGUCAAUAUCACUCCGCUGGCACGGCUCUCGGCGACCGUCCCGAACACGAUCGUGGUGAACUGGUCCUCGGAGUUUGGCCGGAACUACUCCCUGUCGGUGUACCUGGUGAAGCAGCUGACGUCAGUGACGCUGCUGCAGAAGCUGCGAGCCAAGGGCAUCCGCAACCCAGACCACUCGCGGGCCCUCAUCAAAGAGAAACUAACAGCUGAUCCUGACAGUGAGAUAGCCACCACGAGCUUACGAGUUUCCCUGAUGUGUCCGCUGGGGAAGAUGAGGCUGAUCGUGCCCUGCCGAGCCAUCACGUGCACCCACCUGCAGUGCUUCGACGCGGCGCUCUACCUCCAGAUGAACGAGAAGAAGCCCACGUGGACGUGUCCUGUGUGUGAUAAGAAGGCCCCGUACGACAACCUGAUCAUCGACGGGCUCUUCAUGGACAUCCUCAACUCCUGCACGGACUGCGACGAGAUCCAGUUCAUGGAGGACGGCUCCUGGUGCCCCAUGAAGCCGAGGAAGGAGAACCCGGAGGUGUGCCAGACGUCUGCGUUCAGUGGGAUCGAGGCCAGCGCCCUUUACACCGUGAGCUCCGAGGGCAAGAACUCUUCGGAGGGCAAAAAAAAAGUGGAGGUUAUUGAUCUCACUCUGGACAGCUCAUCGGACGAGGAGGAAGCAGGGCUCCGUUACGCCGCGGGGAAGCCCACGCCGGGCUCCCCGCCCUUCCCGGCGGUGGCAGAGCGUCUCCCCCACGCGCAGGCACCGCUUCCCCGCCGCCGUGAGCCUCCCCGGCACUGA
Opisthocomus hoazin is the source of this 1395-nucleotide messenger RNA. The record is from RefSeq and is a predicted model, not a curated record. NCBI's taxonomy places the organism in Eukaryota, Metazoa, Chordata, Aves, Opisthocomiformes, Opisthocomidae.